CUUCUCUACUUCUCUCUCUCUCCUCUCUCCCCCACCGCACCGCACCGCACCCGAUACCCUACCUCACUUCGCCGCCCCGCUUCGACGGCGCGCGCUUCCGACCCGGCUCGUGUUCCGCCCGGCCGGAUCCGACGGUCGCUCGCUGCUGCAGCGGGCGCUUGCUGUGCGUCGCGUCGGUUCGGCCGGAGGGAGGGAGGGAGGCGGAGCCUAGCCUUCCCUGGGUCUCGGAGAUGGCGGCGCCGCCGGCGAGGGCCCGGGCCGACUACGACUACCUCAUCAAGCUGCUCCUCAUCGGCGAUAGCGGCCAAAUGGCAUCAUGCUACAGGGAGCAUGUUCAUGGUGUUGGUAAAAGUUGUCUCCUUUUACGGUUCUCAGAUGGCUCCUUCACCACUAGCUUUAUCACCACCAUUGGGAUUGACUUCAAAAUAAGAACAGUUGAGCUUGAUGGUAAGCGCAUAAAGUUACAGAUAUGGGAUACUGCUGGUCAAGAACGUUUUCGAACUAUUACAACCGCCUACUACAGGGGUGCAAUGGGAAUUUUGCUUGUCUAUGAUGUUACUGAUGAGUCAUCUUUCAAUAAUAUAAGAAACUGGAUUAGGAACAUUGAGCAACAUGCUUCCGACAAUGUGAAUAAAAUUUUGGUAGGCAACAAAGCUGACAUGGAUGAAAGCAAACGGGCUGUACCGACUUCAAAAGGGCAGGCUCUUGCUGAUGAGUACGGCAUCAAGUUUUUUGAAACGAGUGCCAAGACCAACCUGAACGUGGAGCAGGUUUUCUUCUCCAUAGCAAGAGAUAUCAAGCAAAGACUUGCUGAAUCUGAUUCAAAGCCAGAGGACCGCACGAUCAGUAUUAACAGACCUGAGGGUGGUGAGGCUUCGGCGUCACAAAAAUCAGCUUGCUGCGGAUCGUGAGGGGGUUAAAUUGUCACAGGGAAAAGGAAGAUAAAUAGUGUGAUACCAUGCUUGUAAUUUACCCUUCUACCUUUUAUUUGGCUGUCAUCGUUCUCUUCUAACUUUUAAUUGCAAUUGCUUGGAUUCAGAUUUCUCUGUGUUGUAAUGUGAACAAUUUUAGUUGUACCCCUGGUAGAAAUGCAAGUGCUCAUAAGUCAAUGCACCUUGUGUUAAUGGAAAUGCUUGCAAAGUCGUUGCAGAGUUUA
This is a messenger RNA of Sorghum bicolor (sorghum), 1156 nucleotides long. Its product is annotated as ras-related protein RABE1c-like. Gene Ontology annotation, cellular component: plasma membrane. The coding region runs from base 231 to 911 and encodes 226 amino acids. Gene Ontology annotation, molecular function: GTP binding; GTPase activity. Gene Ontology annotation, biological process: protein secretion; regulation of exocytosis. The transcript is spliced from 9 exons. NCBI's taxonomy places the organism in Eukaryota, Viridiplantae, Streptophyta, Magnoliopsida, Poales, Poaceae. The record is from RefSeq and is a predicted model, not a curated record.